Molecule: messenger RNA, 1605 nt
Organism: Linum trigynum
Lineage: Eukaryota; Viridiplantae; Streptophyta; Magnoliopsida; Malpighiales; Linaceae
Source: the annotation of a GenBank genome assembly
GGUAAAGCAGUCACAGAAUUCAGCAGCCUCUCUAGAAAUCUCGAUCGAAGCGGAACAAUGGGAGUUUUCACUUUCGUGUGCAAGAGCUCCGGCGACGAAUGGUGCGGCAAGCAGCUCUCCGGUGAUCUGGAGGCAUCGGCGGGUUCCACCUUCGACCUGCAGAGGAAGCUCGUUCAGGAUGUCCUCGCCACCGAUUCCUCCGGCGGAGUUCGAUCCUCGUUCUCCCUCAUCUCUCCCAGCUCUGCCGUUUUCCAGGUGAUCGUCGGUGGCGCGGUCGGAGGCGGAGGGUUCGCCAGCAGCGGUGGUGGCGGCGGCGGUGCAGGAGCACCUGCAGCAGCCGCAGCGGCACCUGCAGCAGAGGAGAAGAAGAAGGAAGAGGAGAAGGAGGAGAGUGACGAUGAUAUGGGUUUCUCGCUCUUCGAUUAGGUUUUCUUCGUUCACUAUUUGUCGGCUUUAGUCGUGUUUUCACUUUCAGUAGCUAUGGAUGGAUUUCGGUGUUUCCGCAAUGCAACUGUUUAGAAGGGAAGUAUUGGAUACUGUGAAUUUUGAGAAUGGCCGAAGUUUAAGUUUGACAGUUUUUCGAUCUUGAUGAUAAUACUUCAGUGUGCUUUAGCAUUAGCUGUGUUCUUGAAUCAAUGCUUGCUUUAAUUGAUCAGCAAAGAACUUGGGACAGGGUCCUCCAUCGUUUUAAUGGUUAUAUGCAUCUCUCAGUAUGAUUAUCUAGGAUAGGGAAUUGAAGUUUCCUCUCUGCAUUGUGUAAAUAGUUCCAUGAUCGUAGCUAAACCCUUCUGGAUGAUGGUUUACAAAGCAAUGGCAAUUAGGUUUUGAUGAAAAUCGUUCUGCUCGUCAUGAGUGUUCACCUUAGCCAGGACGUUUGUGGGUUGUCAAGUGUUGGUAUGUUGUUUGUUUGAUCCAAGAAGACUUGGCGCUCACCUUUUGUUUCUGUUUGGAUCUUCGUCCCCGAUUUGCAACGAUUAAGAACGUUGGUUUCUCUUGCCACAUGAUUUAGAGCGUUGUUCUAUUGUUUUCGCUGCACUUGUUAUUGUGAGUUUGUUUGACAGUAUGAGUUACUUCUUAAGGUUAUACGUUCCAUAAUGGUGUUACUCAAUGUUGGUUAGAAAGCAUCUUCAUCUCUUUUGUUCAAUCUCAAACUGGGUUACUUGAUGAACAAGGUCGAAAGAGGAGAUUAUAUGGAUGAGGACUCGAUGACAUUGUUUAGUUAACUUAUAGUCGGUUAACCAACACUCUGUGCGCUUUCUUACUGUUAACCAUGUUUGAUGUGCAUUGCCACCUGCUUGUAUGGUCAUGAUGUGAUCUUCAAGCGCCAUAAAGGCUUGGGCUAUGCUGCUUCACAUGCUAAAACAGGAAAGAGUGUUUCCAUUGAUGCUUGGCCCGUUGUGACAAUUCGGGUGAUCUCCUGUAUCCUAACCAACUUAGCCUAUUGAUGAUUGAUUAGGGCAAGGAUUGGUGUGGCAUUUGCAAGUAACUUGGUUUGUUCCUCUCUUGACAAUGAUGGAAGAUUAGUUGGAUUUGUCGAGUUAGUAGAGAGAAAUAGGUAGAUUGUCACAAGUCAAACAAUUUAAGUAAUAAAAUAAGAAAAGAUAU